This is a messenger RNA of Cornus florida, 1078 nucleotides long. RefSeq lists its product as uncharacterized. The coding region runs from base 487 to 807 and encodes 106 amino acids. NCBI's taxonomy places the organism in Eukaryota, Viridiplantae, Streptophyta, Magnoliopsida, Cornales, Cornaceae. The record is from RefSeq and is a predicted model, not a curated record. The transcript is spliced from 3 exons.
GUUUUGUUUUAAAUUAUUUUUUUCUAAAUCAAUUAAUCAAGUUCUGCAAUUCUUGUUUUGCAAACUAAAUCCUAUUUAGUGAAAUUUUUAGGGCAAAUCAUUUCAGCCUCCCCAGUCGCCUCCAUCUCUAUUCUCGUUCUCGACUCUGAACUUGCCCUCUCUCUCUGUGCAAUUGCAAACUACAAAAUCUACAAGAAUCAGAACCGCAUAUCAUUUCAGAUUGUUCAAAAUAUCAAAACUCAUAUCCUUCAGUUUCCAUCGCCCGCUGUUCCAGUUCGGGUUCGCCAUUCCUGUCUCUUAACUCUCAAGCCCUCUCUCUGCAACUUGCUUCUUUUGUCAAAUCAUCAUCAAUUUAUUAUUGCUGCUUUUGUCUAAUCAUCAUCAUUUUCCCAUAUUCUAUAUGAUUUCAUCAGUCGAAUUCUAGUUUUCUGUUUGUUUGACGCCAAUAAGACCUUAUUUUUGAGUUAAAUUCUGCCACUUACAUUUAUGUUCAUUAUUCUUAACUUUGAUUCUGAAAUGUCUGAUUAUUGUGAUACAAUAAUUACAAUAAUUCUGCAGGUGGACUUUCGCAUUAGUAAUCAUUUAUUUCGCGAUUGGGACCGUUGUAUCUGCUCCUACUCAGGAAAACCUCCUUCUGAUAAUGGAGAAAGAGGAGAGUUUCUCAAAAUGGAUGUGGAAGAGAGUAUUUCGACAACUGCUGCAACUUCUAGGGGAAAAAAUUUCUGGGCAGCAUCAAGUUGCAAAGCCACUACUAUGACGAAGAGGAGAUGCGACAAAGAGCUGGAACUGCAUAUCAGGUCAAGCUAGGAUUGCGGGAUUGCGGUUGCCGUUACUUUUUUUGUUGCUGCUAUAUUUUUUGUAUGGCCCAUGAAGAAGUUGCAUAAAUAGAAGAGAGACUAAAAUAGAGCAAGAAAAUAUGAAGAAUUUUUGUUUUAUUUUGGUUAAGUAAAGAUAUAAGUUGUGGAUCAUGUACUUCUUUGAAAUUUGUAUAUGGUUAAUUUUUGUAUAAUGAUUUGGAAUUGGUUAUAUAUAUAUAUAUAUAUAUAUAUAUAUGAAGUUAUUGGCUAGUUGUAAGUUA